Molecule: messenger RNA, 2523 nt
Organism: Linum trigynum
Lineage: Eukaryota; Viridiplantae; Streptophyta; Magnoliopsida; Malpighiales; Linaceae
Source: the annotation of a GenBank genome assembly
AUGGAAAUGCCCGGUCGAAGAUCCAACUACAGUCUCCUCAGCCAGUACCCGGACGAACAGCUAUCGGCGGGGACGCCGCCGCCGCCGUACUAUGACUCGUUCUCCAGCGACUCCAAGAGCGGCAGGAUUAAGUCGGAUAGAGAUAGAGGCUUCGAUUGGGAAGCCGGCGGCGGCGAUCACAGGUUGAAUCAGCCGGCCAAUAACAACAGCAACGGCAACAGUAAUCGGGGUAAUCUGAACUUGUAUUCGUCGAUCGGGCUGCAGCGGCAGUCCAGCGGGAGCAGCUUUGGGGAGAGCUCGCUGUCUGGAGAGUAUUAUGCGGCGCCGCUGUCGACGGGCGGCGGCAACGAGAUUGAGCCUUAUGGGUACGCGACAAGAGGGAUGGAUGCCGCCGCGGGGAUGACGACGGCACCGGGUUCGUCGGGGAAGAGCUGGGCGCAGCAGACGGAGGAGAGCUACCAGCUCCAGCUGGCGUUGGCACUUAGGUUAUCAUCGGAGGCGACUUGUGCCGAUGACCCGAAUUUUUUGGAUCCAGUGCCGGAUGAAUCGGCUUCCCGGUCUUCCAGCUCCAACUCCGCGGAGACCUUGUCUCAUCGAUUUUGGGUAAAUGGUUGCUUAUCAUACUUUGAUAAGAUCCCAGAUGGAUUUUACCUCAUUUCUGGGAUGGAUCCAUAUGUAUGGUCUAUUUGUACUGAUUUUCAAGAGAAUGGUCGUAUUCCAUCCAUUGAAACACUAAAGUUGGCUGAUCCUACCGCCGACACUUCAUUGGAAGUGGCGUUGAUUGAUCGGCGUAGUGAUCCGACCUUGAAAGAGCUUCAAACCAGGGUCCACAAUAUAUCUUGCAACUCUAUAACAACAAAAGAGGUUGUUAAUCAACUGGCCAAUCUUGUGUGCAAUCGCAUGGGGGGUUCAGCCACUACUGGUGAAGAUGAAUUCUUUUCUACAUGGAUGGAGUGCAAUGAUGAUCUAAAAGAUCGUUUGGGAUCGAUUGUUGUCCCAAUAGGCAGCUUGUCUAUUGGCCUCUGCAGACACCGGACAUUACUAUUCAAAGUUCUUGCUGAUGCAAUAGAUUUACCAUGUCGGAUUGCGAAAGGCUGCAAAUAUUGUAAAAGAGAUGAUGCUUCUUCCUGUCUUGUUCGAUUUGGCCCUGACAGGGAGUAUCUAGUUGACUUGGUAGGAAAGCCAGGUCUUUUAUUUGAGCCCGAUUCAUUGAUCAAUGGUCCUUCUUCCAUCUCAAUAUCUUCACCAUUGCGCUUCCCCCGGACCAAAUCAGCUGAACAUGCCAUUGAUUUUAGGUCACUGGCCAAACAGUACUUCGCAGACUGUCAGUCACUGAAUAUUGUGUUUGAUGAUACUUCAGCAGCAGGAAUUACUACCAGUGCUGAAGAAGACCAUAAGUUCCCUAACAACAAUGAAACUUCUCAACCCCUUCUGCCCCCUCGAGCUACCCGGACUGGUGGCCAGGAUAGGAGUCUGCAACCACCAAAAGUCUAUAACCCAGCCCAAAGCAAACAACCGUCAAACAUGCUCAAAGAUCAUACCCCAAUUAAGCAUGUACCUCCCACUGGGCAACAUCUUCUGUCUGUAUCGAGUUCCGAUGCAAGGUUUUCUGAAGGUAGUCAAUUAAUUUCUGGUAGACCAAGUAAAGAUCUAUCCCUUGAGGCGGAGGAAUUCGACAUCCCAUGGACUGAUCUUGUUUUGAAAGAGAGAAUUGGAGCAGGUUCUUUUGGAACUGUCCAUCGUGCUGACUGGCAUGGCUCAGAUGUUGCUGUGAAAAUUCUCAUGGAACAAGAAUUUCAUGCGGAACGCUUCAAAGAAUUCUUGCGAGAGGUUGCAAUAAUGAAGCGCCUAAGACAUCCAAAUAUAGUUCUAUUCAUGGGUGCUGUUACUAAGCCACCAAACCUGUCCAUUGUGACAGAAUACUUAUCAAGAGGUAGCCUGUACAGGUUGCUGCACAAGUCUGGUGCAAGGGAGGCCUUGGAUGAAAGGCGUCGGUGGAAUAUGGCAUAUGAUGUGGCAAAGGGAAUGAAUUACCUUCACAAGCGCAAUCCUCCUAUUGUUCACAGAGAUUUGAAAUCUCCAAAUUUAUUGGUCGAUAAGAAGUAUACGGUGAAGGUUUGCGAUUUUGGCCUCUCUCGCUUGAAAGCAAAUACAUUUCUUUCAUCAAAGUCGGCUGCAGGGACGCCUGAGUGGAUGGCCCCUGAAGUCCUGCGUGAUGAACCGUCAAACGAGAAGUCCGACGUGUACAGCUUUGGCGUAAUUUUAUGGGAGCUGGCAACAAUGCAACAACCCUGGGGCAAUUUAAAUCCCGCACAGGUUGUGGCAGCAGUUGGUUUCAAAUGCAAAAGGCUUGAGAUCCCCCACGAUGUAAAUCCUCAAGUAGCAAACCUCAUUGAGGCUUGCUGGGCCAAUGAGCCAUGGAAACGUCCUUCCUUCGCCAACAUCAUGGAAUCGUUAAGGCCAUUGAUCAAACCUCCGACGACUCCUCAAGCUGGUCGUCCAGACAUGGCCUUACUUCCCUGA